AUGGUAAAAUACCUUUAUGAGAUCACUGCUGUUAAGUCAUUCGACAAUAACCAUCGCCUCGAAUUGCUUGUCAAUGUGAUAAGCAAUGGUUUUUAUGAUGUUGCGCUUGAAUUGGUGGAGAAAUAUGACGGUUUAGCAAUUGCUAGUGAUGCAGAAGUUGACUUAAUGAAACUUGUAAUUUCAAGUCGCUUCAUAUUCCUCAAAAAGAAGCUGGACCCAAAAGCAACCAAACUGAUCAAACGCCUCUGGGAACAGAUCAUAGUUUUGAAGGAUUCAGACAUUUCACGAUUGAUUGGAAUGCCAAUAGAUCGUAAUCUAAUAUUUGUUGCCGCAGAACAAGGGAACAUUGAAUUUCUAACCAUUCUUAUUCGAGAAUAUCCUGAUUUGGUAUUUAAAGUGGAUGACAAUGGAUAUACAAUCUUUCAUUAUGCUGUAAAAUAUCGCCACAACAACAUCUUCAAACUUAUACAUAAGAUUAGUUCAUUUAAAGAUUUAAUAGUUCCAUUCACAGAUAAUGAAGGGAAUAAUAUCUUGCAUUUUGCUAGAAUUCUGGCACCACCAGAUCGGCUCAGUAUUGUAUCAGAAGCAGCUCUUCAACUGCAGCGAGAGUUGUUAUGGUUUGAGCAUGAGAAGUUAAAAAAGGAGGAAGAGAAAUGGAUGAAGGGCACUGCAAAUUCAUGCAUGAUUGUGGCAACACUUAUUCCUACUGUAGCUUUUGCUGCUGCUUUCACUACACCAGGUGGCACCAAACAAGACACUGGGACACCUAAUUUCCUUUUAAAAGAUUCAUUCACUGUUUUUGACAUAGUAGAUGGAGCAUCGCUGGUAUUAUCCUCUUGCUCCGUUUUAACCUUGUUAUCCAUUCUGACUGCGCGCUAUGGGGAAAAAGAUUUCUUUUGGUGGUUGCCUACGAUGUUGCUUAUAGGACUUCGAACAUUUUUCUUAUCAGUAGUAGCAAUGAUGGUAGUGUUUUGUACAACGUUUUUCAUUGUCUUCGAUGACCCAAAGAGGUGGUGUGCUUAUCUUGUUACCGGCAUUGCUUCAGGUCCAGCCAUCUUUUACAUAAUUCUACAAUCUCGUCUCAUUUGUGAUAUUGUGAGUUCGACCUAUCGCAGAUGUGCUCUCUUCAAGCCGCGUAAACAUAAUUUUUCCUUCAAAGAAGAGAAAGCUACGGAACCUAAGAAGGAGAAGUUACUCAGUGUAAUUAAAAAGUUUAGAUGGUAA
Molecule: messenger RNA, 1224 nt
Organism: Pistacia vera
Lineage: Eukaryota; Viridiplantae; Streptophyta; Magnoliopsida; Sapindales; Anacardiaceae
Product: ankyrin repeat-containing protein ITN1-like
Exons: 4
Coding region: 1-1224 (407 amino acids)
Molecular function (GO): protein binding
Source: RefSeq, a predicted model, not a curated record